AUGGCGUGGAUUUAUCCGGCACCGGGAAAGAGUGGGAGUCUGCUGUAUCGUCUCUCAGACUGCUCGUACAGCUUUCCAUGGUUCAAUGUGCCCUGUUUCCGCUCUUUCCAGCCAAGUUCGACAGCUGGAGAAAUCUCUCAGCCUCCCUCCGUCUUAAGGGCAUUUUUAGUCCCUGCCACCGACGAAAUAGCUAAAAGCUAUUCUCUUUUGAAUUUGUUCUCACUUAGGUGUUGUCCUCCGAAUCCAAAAUUUGGAUCACUCCGCCAUCUUGACCUCAGUGGCAACGAGAAAAGGGAUUUUCCGGAGCAGAUCUCGACGUGGCUGCAGAACUUUACAGCACUGCAAAUGCUAGAUCUCAGCGGAUGCACACUUUCUGGUAACAUUUUUCCUAUUUGGAAUCUUCCCCUUCGAAACCUCAGCUUAGAUUCCAACCAUUUAAGUGGGGAUGCUUCUUUUAUUUUCUGUAAUCAGUCGCUUCUCUCUUGGUUGUCGCUCAUGGAUAACAACUUUGGGGGCAUGAUUCUUGUGAAUAUUUCUUUACCUUCUUUGACCCACCUUGACCUCUCCUUCAAUAAUUUCGGAGGCCUGGUACUUGAGAGCAUUGCAAGGAUGGUGAAGCUGCAACACCUUAUUCUAGGGUACAACAAUUUCAGUGGGCAAAUACCCAUUUUGUUGUCCCAAUUGUCAUCUCUUAGUUUUCUUGAUUUGGGUUUGAAUCAAUUCAGUGGCGGCAUUCCAAGCAAUUUGGGAGAUUUAUCCAAUUUGCAGUAUUUAGACCUCAGUAAAAAUCAGCUCAAUGGCAGCAUCCCAUCCAGAUUUACGCCCCUUUCUCGGCUGGAGUAUCUAGAUCUGUCAUUCAACAUGUUUACAAGUGCUGAAUUGGAACUUUUUGAAAAUCUCACUAGGUUGCAAUUUCUUAUCAUGUCUAACAACAAGCUGACUUUGAAUUUCAGCUCUAUUUGGAAUCCAAGUUUUUGGCUUCAGGGCGCUCUUCCCCUUCUUUUGUCAGCAGUAGAAUAUCUAGAUCUUUCAGACAAUUUCUUCAGCGGUUCCAUUCUACCAUUGGUAGGCCUCAAUUUAAUAACCUUGAUUUUAUUUGGGAACAAUCUCAGCGGAGCUUUCACAUCUUCCAUCUGCAGCCCUUACAUGGACAUCCUGGAUCUGUCCAGCAACAAGCUAUCAGGGAGCCUCCCUCCAAGUCUAGCAAAUUGCUCUAGUCUGGGAGUUCUCAAUAUUACAAACAAUGAUUUUGAUGGAGAAAUUCCUCAAGACAUAGGAAAUAUCACCUCCUUGGGAGUCCUCCACAUGAAUGACAACAAGCAAAGGGGAUCCCUUCCCUCCUCUCUCAGGUACUACAUAAGUUUAAAAAUUCUAGAUUUGGGAAACAAUGGGAUUGAAGGGCAUAUCCCUAACUGGAUUAAAUACCUUCAACAGUUGCGUAUUAUUAAUUUAAGCUUUAAUAAGCUGAGAGGCAUGAUACCCUCAGAGAUACCGCAACUACAAAAUCCUCAGAUCCUUGAUAUUUCAAAAAAUAGUUUGACUGGCGAACUUCCUACCAACUUCUCUGGCUUUUAG
Messenger RNA from Cryptomeria japonica (Japanese cedar), 1575 nucleotides. Its product is annotated as probable LRR receptor-like serine/threonine-protein kinase At4g36180. Lineage: Eukaryota; Viridiplantae; Streptophyta; Pinopsida; Cupressales; Cupressaceae. Bases 1 to 1575 code for a protein of 524 amino acids. The record is from RefSeq and is a predicted model, not a curated record. Gene Ontology annotation, molecular function: protein binding. The transcript has 4 exons.